AUGCCUGCUCCUUACUCUGACAAUCUCUAUUCCGCCGACUCUGACGAUGAACAUGAUGCCCUCUCGCCAACUGACGGUUACUUCCACGCGUCGUCUGAGUCGUCGUCAUCUCGCUCUGGACAAAACGUACCUCAUGUCCCAAACGUGCUUGUCGAGGACCCAACUCAGUUGAGUCGCGAUGCAAAGAUCCAGGAGGCAGAGAGGGAGAGGAGGUUGUUAAAUACCGGCGGAGGCUCUGCUGAACACAACUUUGAAAGCACUGCCUUGUCACAUGAGAACGCGAGCGGCUCAGAGAACCCCAUUGCAUCGACGCCACGUUCUCCUCCAAGAGCUUCUCCCCUGUUUGCUCAUCCUGUUGACGCACCGCCUGCUUACUCGCCCUCACCUACAACAACUUCGCCUCCAACUACAGUGAACAACUAUCAGACCUUUGCUUCUACAGCUACAAUGGGCCGGCCUGAGGAGAAUAGACCUCUGAUUCACCAUGCCCCAGAGUCCAUGAGCAGCCCCUACAACUCAGCUCAACAACCAUCGCGUUGGCAACAAUUCAAAGACUCCGUCUCAAACUUCAACAUCAGGAAGAAAGUCAAGACAGUCCUUGCUUCGCUUCUUAUUUUCUCUGUCAUUUUUAUGAUCUUCAGCAGCUUUACUAUGCAGUCUAGUCACGGCUCACACUCAAACCCAGUCGAGGAUAAUGAUCCCGUUGCACCGCCUUCCAACGACCGCGAUGACUUCAACUGGAACCCUUCGCGAACUUGCCUUGAAAAGCCUCAACACUCGGCCCACUUCGCUGAGGAAUUCGAUGUCCAAUCUGACCGCAACCUUAGCAUUAUACAAAGAAUGGUCAAGUCCAAUGACCUUGAAGGAUGGAGCACCCAUGUCUCUGGUGAAGUUAUUCUUCGGCCUGUGGACGAGUCCUCGCCUGCUAGUAUUGAGCUGCAGGUUAUCUCCAAUCACGACAAUCUCAGGGCCAAGGCCGACUUCGACAAGACAACUCAGGUCUUUGAGAUCAAGGUGCCACGCAGGGUCGCCUGGAGCUCGUCUGACAAGGCUCCUUGCAUUCAGAUACGUAUCACGGUCUCGGCUCAUCGUGAGACUAUCCUUGACCAUCUUAAUAUUGAGACUCAGCAGCUUGACAUCAACCUCAAAGAGGGGGUCGUUCUGGGAGUCCAUAAUGGGGUCAACAUUCGAAGCGCCAGCGGCGAUAUCACUUCGCCUGGUAUAAAAACGAUCAAGGGCAAGGAAGUUGUUCCGUACACACUCUCAUCCCGCGAAAUCCGCAUUCAUACGGCCAGCGGCGAUGUCAAGGGAUGGUAUCCCCUUUACGACCUCCUCGACAUCUCAACGGCCUCAGGCGAUAUCAUCACCAACGUUGGACCGAAGCCAGUAAACCCCCAGAAUGUUAGGCCUGCUGAGUUUCGUGUGCGCUCUGCUUCAGGCACGAUCAAGAUUGAUGAGCCUCUCACUAGUGCUCAGAAGGCUGCUCGCCCAGAUCGCGAAUUCCCACCACGCGACUACACAGUUGAUAUAAUCACGGCAUCGGGAGAUAUCACGGCCGAUGUCGCCGCAAGCUCAUCGGCGUCUUUCAAAUCGCAGUCUGGUGAUAUGAAGCUGCAAAUCUGGCCGGUUCUGGACUCGAGUUUGUUGACUAUAAACGAAAAGGCGAAACCAACAAUCAUCACGGACACGAAGAGCGGUGAUACGCAUGUGACGAUUCUGGAGCCCCUAUGGACGAGCCUUGCUACCAUCGGCGAAACAAUCCCCCCCGUCAAGCCUUAUGAUCCGACGGAUGGUAGCGAUCCAUACAUUGUUCUCCCGGAAGGAUCUGAGCUUGCUGGAAUUAGCAUGGCCAGACCCGUGCUUUCGGUUCUUCACUCCACACACAAGUCAGUCAGUGGCAAAAUUGAGCUCUACUAUCCUAACUCUUGGGAGGGCAUGUUCUUUGCAAACUCCAUUUCGGGUUCACAAGAAUUCAAGGGCAAGGACGUGACAGUUGAUCGCGGAAGAGGAUCGAUCCCACCACAUCUCAUCAGUGGGAGAAAGGGCAAGGGGUUCUCUCAGCUUGACAUUAGGACGGUGUCUGGCGACCAAUUCGCCCUCCUCGGAGAGGAAUAA
Molecule: messenger RNA, 2115 nt
Organism: Fusarium fujikuroi IMI 58289
Lineage: Eukaryota; Fungi; Ascomycota; Sordariomycetes; Hypocreales; Nectriaceae
Exons: 2
Coding region: 1-2115 (704 amino acids)
Source: RefSeq, a predicted model, not a curated record